AUGGAGAAUGUACGGCUGGAGGAGUCGAUGGCUCAGUUGGUGCGAAGAAGGGAUCAUUUAUUAGCGUUAAACGCGAGAUUAUCGCUCUCGCUAAGUGCUGGGAACGGCGCAAAUACGUCGAGUACAUCUUUUAACAGCACAAGGUGCGUUGCUUUACUUUAG
Molecule: messenger RNA, 162 nt
Organism: Anisakis simplex (herring worm)
Lineage: Eukaryota; Metazoa; Nematoda; Chromadorea; Rhabditida; Anisakidae
Source: the annotation of a GenBank genome assembly